AUGGACGUCAGAUGUCCAGGUUGUUUGAACAUCACCACUGUCUUCUCGCAUGCCCAGACUGCCGUCACCUGUGACUCCUGCACAACUGUUCUCUGCUCCCCAACCGGUGGUAAGGCCAAGUUGUCUGAGGGUUGUGCCUUCAGAAAGAAGUAA
Molecule: messenger RNA, 153 nt
Organism: Kuraishia capsulata CBS 1993
Lineage: Eukaryota; Fungi; Ascomycota; Pichiomycetes; Pichiales; Pichiaceae
Exons: 1
Coding region: 1-153 (50 amino acids)
Biological process (GO): ribosomal small subunit assembly; translation
Cellular component (GO): cytosolic small ribosomal subunit; ribosome
Molecular function (GO): RNA binding; structural constituent of ribosome
Source: RefSeq, a predicted model, not a curated record